Messenger RNA from Biomphalaria glabrata, 619 nucleotides. Its product is annotated as transmembrane protein 218-like. The coding region runs from base 97 to 450 and encodes 117 amino acids. The transcript is spliced from 2 exons. Lineage: Eukaryota; Metazoa; Mollusca; Gastropoda; Planorbidae. The record is from RefSeq and is a predicted model, not a curated record.
AAAACUCUAUGGACGCCUAAGCACAGACUUGUUCCUAUUUGGAAUGAAUUUUGUGCACAAUUUAUAAAAGACACAGACUCUACAAUUAAAAUAUUGAUGGCUGGUCCCGUAUUAAAUGUGGGGAUAGGUCUUUUCGUACUCGCUUUUGUUUGGGUAAUAGAAUUAGCAGCAUGCAUAGCACUGUCAAGGUCUCCUACCAAGUUAGCGAAUAUGGCACCUGUUUCAAUAUUGAUUGCUAUAAUCAUUUCUAUCAUUCUAAUAUUCAUACCAAGAGAAAGUCAGUAUCCUUCUCUAGAGGAACAGUCAGUGAUCUAUGAUUACAGUAUUGUGUAUCGAUCCAGUUUGAUUGCUGUGAUGGCGCUGUUUGUUGUGUUAGGACUUGUUUUUUAUUUCAUUCAGCAUGCCUUACACCCAGUGCAGGCUAAGCCUCUCAGAAAGUUUCUUAGGUAGUGUCUGACUGAAGCAAGACACCAAGUGGCUUAAACAAGACACCAAGUGGCUAAAACAAAACAUAAAAUAACUGAAAACAAGACUUUAAAUAACUGAAGACAUGAAGCUUUUGUUCUCUAAUGCACCGCUUAUUGUCUAAUGUUGGAUAUUUUAAAAACAUUUGUGUUGC